Labeo rohita (rohu) is the source of this 940-nucleotide messenger RNA. It is a transcript of the gene cabp2a, whose product is annotated as calcium binding protein 2a. The record is from RefSeq and is a predicted model, not a curated record. The coding region runs from base 70 to 774 and encodes 234 amino acids. The transcript is spliced from 7 exons. NCBI's taxonomy places the organism in Eukaryota, Metazoa, Chordata, Actinopteri, Cypriniformes, Cyprinidae. Gene Ontology annotation, molecular function: calcium ion binding.
GGGGAGGGGCAGAGGGAGGGACAGAGAUGACAAGAAAGAGUUGGAGCAGUGAGAAUUAGAGAAAUACAAAUGAUGGGAGCGAAGCCAUCUAAAAGAAGCAGCAUGAAGAAGGGGGUCCCGCCCCUGGAAGGCAGUGGACUGCCAUUGGCAUCGGCUAUGUUAGGAGGCAGCGGUGAUGCGGCGGCUGAGGAUGAGGAUGAUGAAGAAUUGGGGCAACCUUUUGAGGAGCCGAUAUGUGCUCUGGUUCAGAACUGUACCAUGCUACACAACAUCGUGGGCCCAGCCUGCAUCUUUCUCCGACAAAGCUUCGCUCAGGCUCAACUUGACAGAGAUCUACGGCCGGAGGAAAUUGAAGAGUUGAAAGAAGCCUUCCGAGAAUUUGACAAAGACAAGGAUGGGUUCAUUAGCUGUAAAGAUCUGGGCGAGUGCAUGAGGACAAUGGGCUACAUGCCCACAGAAAUGGAGCUGAUUGAACUCAGUCAACAGAUCUGUGGUGGUAGAGUGGACUUUGAGGACUUUGUAGACUUAAUGGGCCCAAAGAUGCUGGCUGAGACAGCGGACAUGAUCGGAGUGAAAGAACUGAGAGAUGCUUUCAGAGAGUUCGACUCAGAUGGUGAUGGUCAGAUCAGUCUGGCUGAGCUGAGGGAAGCCAUGAAGAAGCUGAUGGGAGAGCAGCUCAACCACAGAGAGAUUGAUGAAAUCCUCAGGGAUGUUGACCUCAAUGGAGAUGGGCAGGUUGACUUUGAAGAGUUUGUCCGGAUGAUGUCUCGCUAACUUAGAGGACUCAUGAAAAAGAGAGAGAACAAUCAGUUUGCCAACUCCUAAUGUGAAGAGUGAAAUACUGUGCAUCUCAUUUAAUUAACUACCUUAUGUAAUUAUUUAAACCAUAGUGUUUCCCCAUGCAGGGAGAUUUAUUUCACAUUUUUGUUUUUGACAAAUA